This is a messenger RNA of Corticium candelabrum, 1335 nucleotides long. Its product is annotated as deleted in malignant brain tumors 1 protein-like. The record is from RefSeq and is a predicted model, not a curated record. Gene Ontology annotation, cellular component: membrane. Bases 1 to 1335 code for a protein of 444 amino acids. The transcript has 8 exons. Lineage: Eukaryota; Metazoa; Porifera; Homoscleromorpha; Homosclerophorida; Plakinidae.
AUGCGUGCACACAUGUGGACUCGACGUUGUUUAGAAUUUCGAGCCGGUAAUGUUGCACAACCGCAACGGACAGUGAAACAGCUUCCGUGCGCUGAUGAAGCUAUAGAUCUAGACCCAAGUGUCGAAUUUGCCGUUUCUCGCGAUCGAUGUCUAGUCGUACCGAGUCACGCUGUUUACAGUGUUUGCCUAGCGAGGAGGACUACAGCAGCAGUUGCAGCCUAUUUUGUCAUCACUGAUUAUCACUUGUCGAGUUGUACAGAAUUAACGUGUGAAGAAAGUGAUGUGUUAGAUUUUGAAUGGGGCACUGUGUGCGACGAUUUCUUCGAUAUCACAGAUGCUAUUGUCGUAUGCCGUCAGCUAGGAUACUCUGGUGCUGUGUCUGUUUAUCCUAAGGCUCAUUUCGGUCAAGGAAAAGGAGAAAUUUGGAUGUCCAGUGUUUCCUGUAGCGGUACAGAGUCUUCACUUGGUAACUGCUCAUUUGUUGAUUGGGGUAUCACACAUUGCGAUCACUCUGAAGACGUAGGAGUUAGUUGUUCUACGCUAACUACUUCAAAUAAAUUCGGAGCUAUACGUCUAGUUGAUGGGCCUUCAUCUAAAGAAGGACGUUUAGAAAUGUUUGACGGCACACAAUGGGGUACAGUUUGUGAUGAUGGUUUCUCGGAUUCCGAAGCUCGAGUUGUGUGUCGCCAACUGGGGUAUUCCACGUCUAAUUCAAAAGCUCGCGGUAACUCGUACUACGGAUAUGCAAAGGGCCGCAUUGUUCUUGAGGACGUUGAUUGUGAUGGCGACGAGAGUCGACUAUUAUCUUGCUUCCACGACCGCCUAGGACGAUCAGACUGCUCUCACUUCGAAGACGUUGGCGUUAAAUGCAGUGAUUCUAGUUCUGCUGCGACUGUUGCUGUCGCUGUUGUUAUUCCUCUUGUUAUUAUCAGUAUUUUUAUCGUCGUGGUUGCCGUCCUGUGUCGACGUUCUAGGGCAAGGAGAAGUACAGCUACGACAGUAACGUCUGCUGGUGGUGUUCAACAACCAGUAGUUGUAGUCGCUGAGCAACAGGCAGGACUGACUGCGGGUCCUCAACCUUCUUUUCAGCCGUAUUCCUCAUCUCAGUCUUAUCAUAACUCUCAACAUUAUUCUUCACCUCAGCAUCACCCCCUACAGCAACAUUAUCUUUCACCUAAUUUUCCUAAACAGGCUAAUAAACCAGCAGUCCAGCCGCCUCCUUACGAAAUGUCGGUACAGCAAGAACACGAUCAUCCUACACAAGUUGCUAUGUAUCGCCCUCCUCAGCCGUAUGGAUAUCGUCCAGAAACCGGAGACGAAUUUCCGUUUCAUUAA